AGUAUAGUAUACACAAUCCACAGCCACCUUCACUCUCGACAUCGAUAAAAACCGACCAAAUUACCCAGUCCCAAUCCCCAACAAAAUUCAAACCAAUCCAAUGAAUUUUGUUGUUGCUAAGAACAACCCAACAAAUCAAACAAAAGCUACUCAGAGCCCAAUUGACUGACGACUGUGUAUGAGUUGAGUACAUCUUCAACCUCAGAUGGCUCAAAUCUAAACCCAAAAGUAAACACUUUCAUUUCAAACCCAAAAUGAAGAUCACUCGCCCUCAUCGUCCUCUCACAAACUCUCUCAUUCACUCAAAACCCAGAAAUAUCUGCUCCUCUUCCAAACCCACCUCCCAAGAUAAUGACGAAAAUGACGACUCCCACUUCGUUUCGGGCCUAACCGACGUCGUUCGAGGAAAGCAGAGCUGGAAAGUCGCCUUCAACGACCCCUUCAUUUCAAUCGCAUUGAAGUCCCAUCACGUUGAGAAGGUUCUGAUCCAGAAUGUAAGGAAUCCCAGGUUAGCCUUGCGGUUUUUCAAUUUCUUGGGCUUGCACAAAAGCUUCAAUCACUCUACGGCGUCGUUUUGCAUUUUGAUUCAUGCCCUGGUUCAGUCCAAUCUCUUUUGGCCUGCCUCCUCGCUUUUACAGACCCUCUUGCUACGUGGGUUGAACCCAAAUGAGGUUUUUCAGUCUUUGUUGAAUUGUUAUAGGAAACUUAACUGCUCGUCGAGUUUGGGUUUUGAUUUGUUGGUUCAAAAUUAUGUGCAAAAUAAGAGAGUGUUGGAUGGUGUUGUGGUUGUUAGGCUCAUGAGGGAGUGUGAAAUUUUGGCUGAGGUUAGAACCUUGAAUGCCCUCUUAAAUGGGUUGGUAAGAAUUAGGCAUUUCAAUAUGGUUCUGCAACUUUUUGAUGAGUUUGUCAAUGUAGGUCUUCGGCCUGAUGCUUAUAUGUACACGGCUGUGGUUAGGAGCUUGUGUGAAUUGAAAGAUGUACACAAGGCUAAGGAAGUGAUUCAGUACGCAGAAUCGAAUAAGUGUGAGUUGAGUGUUGUUACAUAUAAUGUGUUGAUUCAUGGACUCUGCAAGUGCCAGAGGGCUAGGGAGGCUGUAGAGAUCAAGAAUUUAUUGGGGCAAAAGGGAUUGAAAGCAGACAUGGUGACGUAUUGUACAUUGGUGCUUGGGUUGUGCAAAGUGCAAGAAUUUGAGGUUGGUGUGGAGCUAAUGAAUGAAAUGAUUGAGCUGGGGUUUGUUCCGAGUGAAGCGGCUCUUUCAGGUCUCAUGGAGGGACUGAGGAGGAAAGGGAAGAUUGAAGAUGCUUUUGAUUUAGUGAAUAGAAUGGGAGAAGUUGGGGUGGUGCCUAAUUUGUUUGCUUAUAAUUCAUUGAUCAAUUCUUUGUGUAAGGAUGGGAAACUGGAGGAAGCAGAAUUACUCUUUGAUAACAUGGGCAAGAAGGGUAUGUUUCCCAAUGAUGUAACAUAUUCUAUUUUGAUUGAUUCGUUCAGCCGAAGGGGAAUGUUGGAUGUUGCACUUUGUUAUUUUGGUAAAAUGACCAAUGCUGGGAUUAGAGUAACUGUGUAUCCCUACAAUUCUUUGAUAAGCGGGCAAUGCAAGUUUGGAAAAUUGAGUGUGGCAGAAAACCUCUUCAGUGAGAUGAUGAAUAAAGGAGUGGCUCCAACCGUUGUAACCUAUACAUCAUUGAUAAGUGGAUACUGCAAAGAAGGAGAAAUGCACAAGGCAUUUAGGCUGUAUCAUGAAAUGAUGGCAAAAGGCAUCACACCAAACACUUAUACCUUCACUGUAAUAAUUUCAGGUCUUUGUCGUGCAAAUAUGAUGGGUGAAGCAACUAAGUUCUUCAAUGAAAUGGUGGAAAGGGGCAUUUUGCCAAAUGAGGUCACUUAUAAUCUUAUGAUUGAUGGUCACUGCCGAGAAGGCAACACGGUUAGAGCCUUUGAAUUGUUUGAUGAAAUGGUCAAAAAGGGGCUUGUACCAGACACAUAUACAUAUAGACCUCUAAUAAGUGGUCUUUGUUCAACAGGUAGAGUGUCUGAAGCCAAAAAGUUUGUAGUUGACCUUCACAAAGAGAAUUAUAAGUUAAAUGAGAUGUGCUAUAGUGCACUACUACAUGGUUAUUGCAAGGAAGGAAGAUUGCAUGAUGCAUUAGGUGCUUGUCGUGAGAUGAUUGAAAGAGGAGUAGACAUGGAUCUUGUGUGUUAUGCGGUACUUAUUUGUGGAGCUUUAAAGCAACAGGAUACUGGAAGAUUAUUUGGUCUCUUUAAUGAGAUGCAUAAUCAGGGACUGAGGCCUGAUAAUGUAAUAUAUACAAGUAUGAUUGAUGUAUAUGGGAAAACAGGAAAACUUGACAAGGCAUUUGGAGUUUGGGAUAUAAUGGUUAGUGAAGGAUGCUUACCAAAUGUUGUGACAUACACUGCCUUGGUAUAUGGGUUAUGUAAGGCAGGUUAUACGGAUAAAGCAGAGCUUCUUUGUAAGGAUAUGCUCUUCGGUGAUACCCUUCCUAAUCAUGUUACAUAUGGUUGUUUCUUAGAUCACCUUAGCAAAGAAGGAAGCAUGGAAAAAGCUAUACAGCUGCAUAAUGCCAUGCUUGCUGGGUUGUCGGCAAACACUGUCACAUACAAUAUACUUAUCAGGGGUUUUUGCAAAAUGGGUAAGUUUCAGGAAGCUUCAGACCUCCUUGUUGAGAUGACAGCCAAUGGUGUUUACCCAGAUUGUAUCACCUAUUCAACAUUUAUCUUUGAGCAUUGUAGGAGCGGCAAUUUGCUAGAAGCUAUUAAAUUGUGGGAUGUCAUGCUAGAUAGGGGUUUGAAGCCUGAUAUUCUAGCAUAUAACUUUUUGAUAUAUGGUUGUUGUGUCACUGGAGAACUAGCCAAGGCUUUUGAGUUGCGUGAUGACAUGAUGAAAAGAGGGUUGAAGCCAGAUCGAGUUACAUAAAACACACUCAUCCAUGGAACUUGCCUGACAGGUUGAGUUCUGUCCAUCAGCUGCUAGAAAUGCUGGAAGAGUCUUCCGUGUGUCCCAUAUGGAACCAGGCAUGCGUUCUGUUACCUUCAAAAACUGACAUUUUUUUAGCUUAGGUAUACUUCUAACAUUGACAAGAUGACCUGGAAUUCUUUUAUGUACAUUAUUCCGACCCUAUAUGUUAAGGUAGAAGAUGUAAGAGAGAGACAAUGUAAUGUAUCAACAAGCGGAUGAGCAACAUAGAGCUGAGAGAAACUUUGAAU
Molecule: messenger RNA, 3223 nt
Organism: Prunus mume (Japanese apricot)
Lineage: Eukaryota; Viridiplantae; Streptophyta; Magnoliopsida; Rosales; Rosaceae
Product: Pentatricopeptide repeat (PPR) superfamily protein
Molecular function (GO): protein binding
Source: RefSeq, a predicted model, not a curated record